AUGGGUAGUAGCCUUGGCAAUUCAGAAUCUGCAGAACGUGCAGAAAAUGAUUCAGAUGGGCUUCCACCUAAGAGAUCAAAAAUGGAUAGGGAUAAAGAUGAUGGAGCUUCCUUCAGAUUGCUUGCAGAUUCUAUUGAGAAAUUCAGUGAGAUAUAUGAGAAGAUUGAAAAUAAUAAAAGACGGCAAUUGUUAGAAUUGGAAAAGAUGAGGAUAAAUUUCCAUAGGGAGUUGGAAUUACAGAAAAGGCAGAUUCUGGAGAGAGCCCGUGCUGAGAUUGCAAAAUUACGGCAAGUUGUAACUGAAGGAGGAAUAAAUAGGAGAAGCAAGAGGAGAGGAGUUAUGAGAGUGUUGAGUGAGAAAGCUAGUCGGGAGAGCACAGGAUCUCUCAAAUGUCCUGAAUUUGUUUUGUAUCUGUGA
Molecule: messenger RNA, 417 nt
Organism: Thlaspi arvense
Lineage: Eukaryota; Viridiplantae; Streptophyta; Magnoliopsida; Brassicales; Brassicaceae
Source: the annotation of a GenBank genome assembly